Messenger RNA from Psammomys obesus (fat sand rat), 2949 nucleotides. It is a transcript of the gene Ddx24, whose product is annotated as DEAD-box helicase 24. Bases 121 to 2691 code for a protein of 856 amino acids. Gene Ontology annotation, molecular function: nucleic acid binding; RNA helicase activity; ATP binding. The record is from RefSeq and is a predicted model, not a curated record. Gene Ontology annotation, cellular component: nucleolus. Lineage: Eukaryota; Metazoa; Chordata; Mammalia; Rodentia; Muridae. The transcript is spliced from 10 exons.
UUCCGGGUUGGGCUGGCGCAGGCUGUACGGUGUGUGAGGGGACGGCGGCGGUGAGUUCUGUUGAAACGAAAAAACACUCUGAUUUGUACUCCCAUCUUCAAAUUGACUUAUGUAGCAACCAUGAAGUUGAAGGAGACAAAAUCAAGGCCAAAGCCAGCAAGCCGUGCCAGAUUUCAUACAAAGGGCAUCAAAGUUGUGGGAAAAUGGAAGCAGGUGACAAUCGAUCCAAAUCUGUUUGCAGAUGGACAGAUGGAUGACUUGGUGUGCUUUGAGGAACUGACAGAUUACCGUUUAGUUUCCCCUGCCAGGAAUCCCUCUGGUUUCUUCUCAAAUGAAGAACCCAAAAAGAGAAAGGCCCAAGCUGUUUCAGAAGAAGAGGAGGAAGGAGAGUCCAGUUUGCCAAAGAAAAAGAUCAAGUUGAAGAAUCGCAAAGAUGUGGUACUGAUUGCCGAAGGAAAUACUGCCGAGGAUGGAUUUGAAGUCAAAGAUUCUGAGCCAGAGACUCAGGAAGAUGCCACUGUUUGUUCUAAUCAAAAGGUAGCAGGAGCAGCAUCGGAAAACCUGGCCCAGGCUGUUCCCAAAAAGAAGAAAAACAAAGGGAAAAAAAAACUAGACACUUCCCAGAGCACUGCCCCUAAAUUGCCCAAGAAAGCAAAGACAUGGAUGCCUGAAGUGCAGGACCAGAAGGCAGAUGUGUCAGCCUGGAGAGAUCUGUUGGUGCCCAAGGCCGUUCUCCGAGCACUCAGCUUUCUAGGCUUCUCUGCACCUACCCCAAUCCAAGCUCUGACUCUGGCCCCUGCCAUCCGUGACAAACUGGACAUUCUUGGAGCCGCUGAGACAGGAAGCGGGAAAACCCUUGCUUUUGCCAUCCCGAUGAUUCAUGCAGUGCUGCAGUGGCAUAAGAUGAAGGCUCCACCCAUCCCUAUUAGCACUGGCGUGCCACCAAGGGAGACCAGGUUAGGAGCUGCAGCCGAUCUCAGAUCACCUUGCAAGGAUGGCGCUGAGUCUGGAGUGUUGCCUGAGGGGGCCGGAAUUGAGAAUGAAGCACAGCCCAGUGAAGCUGGAGCCCAGGCCAAACCCCAGCGUGGUGCCUCUGCCUCAGCCCAGCUCUUCCGUGAUGAUGAUGCUGGUGAAGGACCUUCUUCCUUGGUUGAGGAAGAGCUUGUCCCCAAGCAAAAUGAGGACAGAGAAGAAAAGCUGGAUGAAGAGCAGGCUGGGAAGUUAAAACAGGAAUCAUGUGACCAAAUUGCUGCCUAUAAAGUACCCCCAAGGCGUCCUCUGCUGGGACUGGUCCUGACUCCCACUCGAGAGCUGGCUGUCCAGGUCAGACAACACAUUGAUGCUGUGGCCAAGUUUACAGGGAUUAAAACAGCGAUUUUAGUUGGUGGAAUGUCCACACAGAAACAGCAAAGGAUGCUGAACCGCCAUCCCGAGAUUGUGAUCGCCACCCCUGGUCGGCUUUGGGAGCUAGUUAAAGAAAAACAUCCUCAUUUGAGCAACCUCCGGCAGCUCAGGUGCCUGGUGAUAGAUGAGGCUGAUCGGAUGGUUGAGAAAGGCCAUUUUGCUGAACUCUCCCAGCUGCUAGAGCUGCUAAAUGACUCCCAGUAUAACCCGAAUCGACAAACUCUUGUUUUUUCUGCCACGCUAACGCUGGUACACCAAGUUCCAGCUCGACUCCUUCAUAAGAAGCAUGUGAAGAAAAUGGAUAAAACCACCAAACUUGACCUUCUUAUGCAGAAGAUUGGCAUGCGGGGCAAGCCAAAAGUCAUUGACCUCACAAGGAAUGAGGGUACAGUGGAGACACUGACGGAGACCAAGAUCCACUGUGAGACUGAUGAGAAAGACUUGUAUCUCUACUACUUCCUCAUGCAGUACCCAGGUCGUAGCCUGGUGUUUGCCAACAGCAUCUCCUGCAUUAAACGCCUCUCUGGACUCCUCAAGGUCCUGGAUAUCAUGCCACUGACUCUCCAUGCCUGCAUGCACCAGAAGCAAAGGCUCAGAAACCUGGAGCAGUUUGCUCGUCUGGAGGACUGUGUUCUCUUGGCAACAGAUGUAGCAGCUCGAGGUCUGGAUAUUCCUAAAGUUCAGCAUGUCAUCCACUACCAGGUACCCCGCACUUCAGAGAUUUAUAUCCACCGAAGUGGUCGGACUGCUCGUGCUACCAGUGAAGGCCUCAGCUUGAUGCUGAUUGGGCCCGAGGAUGUGAUUAACUUCAAGAAGAUUUACAAAACUCUCAAGAAAGACGAGGACAUCCCACUGUUCCCGGUGCAGGCAAAGUACAUGGAUGUAGUCAAGGAGCGGAUCCGUCUAGCCCGGCAGGUUGAAAAAGCUGAGUACCGGAACUUCCAGGCUUGUCUACACAACUCCUGGAUGGAGCAGGCAGCGGCAGCCCUCGAGAUUGAGCUAGAAGAAGAGAUGUACAAAGGAGGAAAAGCUGACCAGCAAGAAGAACGUCGGCGACAGAAGCAAAUGAAAAUUUUGAAGCAGGAGCUACGCCAUUUGCUCUCCCAGCCACUCUUCCAAGAGAAUCAGAAGACCAGGUACCCCACACAGUCUGGCAGGCCACCUCAGCCUGUGGUGGCCCCCAGGAAUGAGUCUGCGCUGAACUGCCUCUCCAGACAGAAGAGGAGGAAGAAGAAGAAGCCAAAAGAGCUUCGGGCACCACCACAGGCAAGUCCAAGCACAAGCUAACUGCCCUGGGUCAGUGUGCUGACUGUUCAGUGUUGUCCUCCAGUUGUCUUUGAAAGCCUCCCUGUCCUUGCUUUCACUCCACCAUCCACUUGGGAAAACCUCCCACUCUUGUGUCACUUAGCAGCAAAGACCUCAUGCACACACGUGUUGUGGAGCAAGUGUGGUAACCAGCAGCUGUGUGUCUGUAUCCAGGGUAUGCAGGCUGCUUGUGUACGCCUCGGUUUCCAAAUUAAAAACAAGUGGGAGCUGGAGACUCAG